This is a messenger RNA of Rhizophagus irregularis DAOM 181602=DAOM 197198, 860 nucleotides long. RefSeq lists its product as uncharacterized. The record is from RefSeq and is a predicted model, not a curated record. NCBI's taxonomy places the organism in Eukaryota, Fungi, Glomeromycota, Glomeromycetes, Glomerales, Glomeraceae.
AAAAAAAAAAAAAUUGUUUGCUUCCUGUGCAAACUACCAACUUUUUUUUUAGCCGUCCGGAAUUUUUUUUCAAUCCUUUAAUACCUUCAUUUUUCUUUACCUCUUUCCUUUUUUCAUCUUUUAAUUACCUUUCACAAUGAAGGUCUUACUUGCAUUCAUUCUUGCACUCAGCGCUUUCACAAUUAUUACCGCCGAAGAAGGGGUUGUCAGAAGAAUGGAAUUCUCACUUCUCAAAAAACGAGAUACUACUUCUAAAAUUACCUUCUACGAAGAUGAUCAACUCAAUAACGCUGCGUGUUACGGUCGUGAUGGAAUUCCCAAUUAUAACGCAAAACCAUCUGACAGAAUCGGCGCCAUGUCCAACAAUAAUAUGUGUUAUCAAUGUGUUAAGAUAACAAAUCCUAAGAACAAGAAGAGUGUUGUUGUGAAAAUUAUCGAUAAAUGUGCAGGCUGCCCAAAAAACAAUAUUGACUUGACGAAAUCGUCGUUUGCUAGCAUUGCAGAUCCAGAUGACGGAAUUGUUAAAAUUACCUGGAAAGGUGUUGCCUGCCCAUCAAAGGGUAGAUUUCCCACAACCGAAAAGAAUAGGAAUAAAAAGAAAUAAAUAUUUCUUUUUUAGAGUUUCAUAUUAAUAGAAAAUAGAAAUAUGGACUUUUCAAACCCGGACGGUUUUUUUUACGGCUGUACAAAAAAUAUAUUAUUUUACUUUAAUCAUGAAUUCUCGACAUUUUCAUUAAUCACCAUUAUCAUCGUCAUCAUAAUUCAUAUAUGAUUUGUACACUAAUUGAAAUUGUUUUUUUUUAAUAAAGAGGUUCGUUGAACCAACUUUUUUGUAUUGUUUUUUAAAAAGUUUGAGCGUA